UAUUAACUCUAUUGAGCGCAGGAAAGGAAGUUCAAACCUUACAAUUGGUUGGUUCUUCCUUCCUCCAACCUCAUCCAUCGGCCUCCUCUCAAGAGUGUAGGCUCAUUCUUUUCUCUCUCUGUGUCAUCUCUAGUUAGCUUUUCCAUCUUUGAUUAGAAAUGAUGCCGCCGACCGUCUUCGCCUUCGCAUUAUUUGCUCUCACAUUCAUCGGCUCGCAGGCAAAUGCAGCAACCGUGGAGCACACUUUCCAUAUAAGGAACCUGACCGUAAGCCGCAUGUGCAAGGAGAAAGUGAUCCUCGCGGUGAACGACCAAUAUCCGGGGCCGGCAAUACAAGUCACCGAGGGCGAUUCCGUUGUAGUUCACGUCAUCAAUGAAUCGCCGUUCGACAUGACGAUUCACUGGCACGGAGUAUUUCAGCUGGGAAGUGCUUGGGCUGAUGGGGCGAAUAUGGUAACGCAGUGUCCGAUACGGCCUGGAAAACGGUUAACCUACAGAUUCAAUGUGACGGGCCAAGAGGGCACACUGUGGUGGCACGCUCAUGUCUCCUACCACCGGGUGACCGUCCAUGGACCUCUCAUCAUCAGACCCAAGGGGGGCACUGAAGCACUCCCCUUCCCCAAACCCGACGACGAAGUCACCAUCGUCCUCGGAGAGUGGUGGAGCGCGAAUGUGGUCAAGGCGGAAGAAGAGGUUAUGAGGAGCAUCUUCUCCACCAUUUCUGAUGCAUUUACCAUAAAUGGAUACCCCGGAGACCUCUACAAUUGUUCUGAGAACUAUAAGCUGGAAGUGGAAUAUGGAAAGACUUACUUGCUUCGCAUCAUCAAUGCCGCUCUCGAUAACCAGUUCUUCUACAAGGUGGCCGGCCACACUUUCACAGUGGUCGGCGUGGAUGCGACCUAUACCAAGCCCUACAAAACAGAUGUGAUCGUCAUCGCACUGGGCCAAACUGUCGAUGCCAUCAUGGUCGCAGAUUCUACCCCCGCUCGCUACUACAUGGCCGCUAGCCCGUAUGCAACCGAAGAUCCUCAGCCGCCAUACUUAGAGAACACCACUACGAGGGGUAUACUUCAGUACAAAUCCGCAUCGCUGUCGUCGAGUCCCGUGAUGCCUUCUUUGCCCUCCUUACAUCACACGCCCACUGCCCACCGUUUCUACACCAGCUUAACCAGCCUCCUCUUGCCGGGGCAGCCUACCGUCCCUCUCCAUGUUGACGAGCGCAUGUUCAUCACCAUUGGCGUAGGCACCCUUUGCAAAGGCGGCGAGGAAUGGUGCGAACUAAUUGCUGAUCGCUUGGUCGUUACAAGCAUGAAUAAUGUCUCAUUCCGGUUGCCGAAGCAAGGUGUCAAUGCAGGAGCACACUUUAAGAGAGUGGUGGCUUAUGCAUUGUCAACAUGA
This is a messenger RNA of Ananas comosus (pineapple), 1397 nucleotides long. RefSeq names its product laccase-25-like. The record is from RefSeq and is a predicted model, not a curated record. Lineage: Eukaryota; Viridiplantae; Streptophyta; Magnoliopsida; Poales; Bromeliaceae. The coding region runs from base 159 to 1397 and encodes 412 amino acids. Gene Ontology annotation, molecular function: copper ion binding; oxidoreductase activity. The transcript has 6 exons.